UUCACUCAGUCGCUGUAGCGGCGUCGCGGGGUUACGUCGUGCCUGACCCACGCGGGAUUAUCCUCUACUUUUAGCAACUUCACUAAUGAGGUUCUAAUUGGAAAAGUUUCUUUCGGUCACCUUCUUGUCUGUUAACAGCUCCCGAAACUUGUGACGGUUAUUAAGAAGAAGUUGCGUAAAUAUUGCCGAAGUUUGAAGUGGUAGUAACAUAACUUUAGUUUAUUGCUGUGAUAAGAUUAACUUAGCGUUCUUGAGUUACGCGGUUUAUUUUGUAACUGAGUGACAGUUUGGUUUUUGAAAGCAAAUGAGAGUUUAAAAGUUAAGGGUAGUUAAACAAAUAAUGGCGCUCAGUUCUUUGACGCCGUCAAGCAUGCUGGGCGAGUUGGGUCGCCUGGCCAGCUGGUUGAAAGGCGACUGCAUCUCCGCUGAAGAAUACGCUGGAUUAGCAGUUACAGAAAAGUUGGAGAACGUGCAGCUCCUGGACAAAUACAACCUGCGGAACCCGUCGAAGGGCACGCUGUACUUCGCCACCACACACCUCAUAUUCGUCGACCAUGAGAUGAGGAAGGAGACAUGGAUACUCCUGAUGCACAUAUCAUCAGUGGAGCGACUGCCGAUCACCACAACUGGUUCGCCACUCCUGGUCCGCACCAAGACGUUCCAGUCUGUGUUCUUCGUCAUCCCACGGGAGCGGGACUGCCAUGAAAUGCACCAGACGCUUCUCAGGCUGAGUCAACCAGUUCACAUAGACGAGCUGUACUGUUUCCACUACAAGUCCACUCCAGACGACCUCCCGAAGUCGGCCGGGUGGAACUUCUUCGACAUACAGACGGAGUUCCAGAGGAUGAACGUCCCCAACGAGCAAUGGGUUCUGUGCACAGCAAAUAAGGAUUACGAGCUGUGUGAUACAUAUCCCAGUGAGAUCUACGUACCCGCGCGCGCGUCGACCGCCGUAUUGCUGGGCAGCGCCAGCUUCAGAUCCCGCGGCCGGCUGCCGGCGCUGGCGUAUCUGCACCACAACAAAGCGGCCAUCGCGCGCUGCAGCCAGCCUCUAAGCGGGUUCUCUGCUAGAUGCAUGGAAGACGAACAGAUGCUGGACUUGAUCCGGCGAGCGAACCCCAACUGUGGUUAUAUGUAUGUCGUCGACACACGACCGAGGAUAAACGCAAUGGUGAACCGGGCAGCGGGGAAAGGCUACGAGAACGAGGCGUUCUACGAAAACAUCAAGUUCCAAUUCAUGGGCAUAGGCAACAUCCACGUGAUGCGCAAGAGUUUGCAGAAACUAGUUGAGACUUGUGAACAAAACAGUCCGACCAUGUCUUCGUUCCUCAAUGGCUUAGAGUCCUCGGGGUGGCUAAAACACAUAAAGUCGAUUCUAGACACGUCUUGGUGGAUCGCGUGCGCAAUAGAGUCGGGCGUCAGUGUGUGCGUUCACUGCAGCGACGGCUGGGACCGCACGGCGCAAGUGUGUUCCUUAGCGGCGCUGUGCCUCGAGCCGCACUACCGCACCAUCAACGGCUUCCAGGCGCUAAUCGAGAAGGACUGGCUGUCAUUCGGGCACAAGUUCACGGCGCGCUGCGGGCACGUGGCGUGCGACGGACGCGAGCGCGCGCCUGUAUUCACGCAGCUACUGGAUUGCACGUGGCAGCUCACGCGGCAGCGGCCAGAGGCCUUCCAGUUCAACGAGCGAUUCCUGUUGACGCUCCACGACCACGCGCACGCGUGCCAAUACGGCACCUUCGUCGGGAACUGUCAAAAAGAUCGCCGGGACCUCAGGCUAUCGGAGAGAACGUUCUCGCUAUGGGGCUACAUGGCGAACCACCUCCACGAGUACAAGAAUCCGUUAUACAACCCCAAAGCUCACCCUGAUGUCUUAAAACCGGACCUUAGCGCGCAAAGCAUAAGGUUCUGGCGCGGCAUGUACUGCCGGCACGAGAGCGGCGUGCACCCGCGCGAGCCGCUGGGCGACCUGCUGCCCGCCGCCGUGGAGCACUGCUCCGCGCUCGAGCACCACAUCAGCUACCUGGCCAGGCACUCCAUAGCGUUCUACCACCACAUCAAUUACCUGGCGCGGGUGAGUGCUGGCUCCUGGUCUCGGCGCGAGCCGCUCGUUGACCUGCUGCCCGCCGCCGUGGAGCACUGCUCCGCGCUCGAGCACCACAUCAGCUACCUGGCGCGGGUGAGCAUAAUAAAGUCCGGUCGCCAUGCAGAUAGACCGUCCAAUGACCCCAAGCGCGGCUGUGCGACGGGCGGCCGCAUUGAAUUGCUGUACGAGUCUGGCGGCACUCUCUCCGAGCUGGAGUGCGCGAACCACGACCACCCGCUGAAGGACGUCUCCCUCACCAAGCCCUCCAAGAUCCCUCUCAUCACUGAGAGGGCGGACGACGGCAUUCCCGCCAGCCUGGCGGCUUUGGACGCGGAGGUGGGCAGCGUGGCGCUGGACUGGCGCAGCAUCAAGCACGUCACCGAGUGCUCCUGCUCCACGCCGCUCGACCACUUCAGCAGGAAGCACCACUGCUGGGGCUGCGGCCGCUGCGUGUGCACGCGCUGCGUGUGCGCGCGGGCGCCGCUCCCCGCGCUGGCCUCGCCCCGCGCGGCGCCGCUGUGUGCCGCGUGCGCGCCGCAACACGCCACACCCGCGCCAGAUAUAGUCACAACAGCAAACUAAGAUUCGAAUAUAGAAAAUCGUGUACAUAAUUAUGAAGAAACUUGCUUAUUCUACGGAUGUUUUUGAACAAAUGUUUGAAAAGAAUUCGUGUAAAAAUACGUCCUACAGUAAUGCAUUUACUGAUAAUCCAGCAUAUUAGUUCUUGCGAUUAAUACCAGUAAAUUGUAGACUUUAUUUUUAAUGAUUUCUCCAAAUAAAACUACUUUGAUGUUUUGUGUGUAUAUCUGCCACGAUUCUUCCAAAGAUUUUGCACAUAGCAACACAAUUUAUGACGUCAUGUCACUUGUUUGUCAAAUCAAUGGACCUCUAACUAAAAGUACUAAAAACUAAUUUAAGUGUAGUUACUGUGUUUUGGAACCAUUCUCUAAUGGACUCAGCCCCCCAAUUAGACAAUUGAAAUGUUGAGCCAAACUUUGACCUAAUCCAAUGUAGAAGCAUCAUAGCGCUGAGUGUGAGUUUACAUCAAACGUUCUCACUAGUGAGCGCGUUAAAGAAAUACAUAUGUAUAUGAAAAUUUUAGUUCUUGAAAGUUUCGGCUAGGGGCGCUGUACAAUCUUACGCAGUACAAUUUUACGCGGUCGACAUCGAAUGCAUUUGACGUAAACUCACACUACGCUAGACGUCGCGUCGUAGCCACUUAGAAUAAGGAUGCCAAAAUAUUGGAUAAUUUGUAUUCAGAUCAAUUUUGUGGUCUCUUUAUUGUAAAUAGAUUUUUGCUAUGUUUUUUUUUAAUUAGGACAUAAAUUAUGAUGCAAUAUUAUUCACAUACUUCGAUUAUCAUUUCUGUGGUGGUCAGUCAGUCAACUGCUGCAUUCAUUUGUAUUAAAGUUACGGCCAAACCAACGCGUGUAGCUCGCGUCAGCAAUGGCGAUCAUUGCGCGUGCAUAGAUCGCCGCGACCAAUGACGUUGAUGUGAACGCAUCGCUACAAAUUCAUACACGACGUCUGGAUCACCAUCGCGCACAGAGACUGCACGCGUUGGUUUGGCCGAACCUUAAAAAGAUAAAAAUGCGAACAUUUUCAAUAUAUUUUUUCUCAUUCCAUGUAAAUAUAAUUACGUUUAUGUACAUCGUAAGUUUUUUUAUCAUUUAAUAGAGACUAAGAUUGUUUUUUAUUUGUGAUAUUUAAUAAUAAAUAGCUUGAUUAAAAAAACUGGUAAUCACUCUGUAUAACAUUGCAAUGGUAGGAACUAGGAUUGAUAUAAAAAGACAUGACAAGUUUAUCUUACGGAAUUCGGCGGGGUAAGCAACUGGUUACUAAUUGAACAAUAGCAAUGCGACUGUUACUAAUGUAUGGAAACUAGCGCCAUCUGCAAUGAACGCGACGCUGUCAUUAAUUGGCGCUGCAGUCGCGUUGCUAUAGUACAUAGCAACCUGUUGCUAUGAUC
Ostrinia furnacalis (Asian corn borer) is the source of this 4055-nucleotide messenger RNA. RefSeq names its product Myotubularin related protein 6 (gene Mtmr6). Gene Ontology annotation, cellular component: cytoplasm. Gene Ontology annotation, molecular function: metal ion binding; phosphatidylinositol-3,5-bisphosphate phosphatase activity; phosphatidylinositol-3-phosphate phosphatase activity. The coding region runs from base 341 to 2668 and encodes 775 amino acids. Lineage: Eukaryota; Metazoa; Arthropoda; Insecta; Lepidoptera; Crambidae. Gene Ontology annotation, biological process: phosphatidylinositol dephosphorylation. The record is from RefSeq and is a predicted model, not a curated record. The transcript has 18 exons.